Molecule: messenger RNA, 1209 nt
Organism: Gongylonema pulchrum
Lineage: Eukaryota; Metazoa; Nematoda; Chromadorea; Rhabditida; Gongylonematidae
Source: the annotation of a GenBank genome assembly
AUGGUUUCGCGUAUUUUUGCGACCAUUCCACAGCUGCGUGGUUAUCGCCUCAUAAAGAUUGGUUUCCGCGGACACCAUCUGUACAUUUCACCGCGGCGCUCGGAUCGCAUCCAGAUUUGGUCGUUACAUUCGUUUAUUCCCAAUUCAUGGGCCGUUUUGCUCAAUUAUCCGCUUAUCCAGUUACUCUAUUCAUUCUAUGCAGUUUCACCCAGUGAACCAUACAUCUAUGCCUUAGUGGUCGCUCUCUUCGACUGUGAUGUUCCUCGCAUAUCGAUUCUACGUGUACACUUGGAUACGGGUGCGUGUGAUGUAUUCAAUCUGGAUGAAGCAUCUGGUGAAGAAUUCGAGAAUAGUGUUUAUUUCGAAAAUGUGGUACUUGGAUGUGGGCAGAGGCAACUUUACAUGUACGAGCGGAGUGUUGUAAUGGGACCAAUCCCGUUCUGGAAAAUUAUACUGCUUGAGGAGAGUAUGACUUUCGUAAUAACCAACGAAACAAUUAGGGCAGAGGAGAAUGAAGUGAAAUGCAGUCGUUUCCCGAUUGUUCUGGAUGGCGAUAAACGAAGGGUUUUCAAACUGCGUGAUAGCCACGAUAUUGAGAGUAUGACUUUCGUGAUAACCAACGAAACAAUUAGGGCAGAGGAGAAUGAGGUGAAAUGCAGUCGUUUCCCGAUUGUUCUGGAUGGUGAUAAACGAAGGGUUUUCAAACUGCGUGAUAGCCACGAUAUUGUUAUUUAUGAUGGUAACAGGAACUGCUGGAACACAUAUCCACCAGCACCCAACACACAUUAUGACCUGAACCUACUACGUGUGAAAGGCAUUAAUGAAACGUAUGGAAUGACUGUGCAUCGGAUGACCGCAAUUGAAUCACCACUUAGUUUCUACAUAUAUCGGCACUCAUACCACACCUUCUACCACAUCGUAUUCGAUGAUGAAGAAGAGGUGUACCGAAUACUACCGGCAAAUAGAUGCCGUCUUCCAACGCAUGUUCAGCAACGUUUCUAUGGGGCAUGCACUGAUUCACAGUUUGCAUUUAUUUGCUCAACCGGUGUAGCAUUCAUUCCGCUUAAGCCGCCUACCCUUCGACAGUUGUCAUUUCUGGCGCUACAGCGGCAACACUGCAAGAUUGAAAAUGGAAUAUGGUGCGGCGGAAUCUCUGAGCAACAAAUCAAGGACUACUGCAGUUGCAGCACAAGUCUGAAGCUUCUGUGA